Messenger RNA from Cynara cardunculus var. scolymus (artichoke), 486 nucleotides. RefSeq names its product probable calcium-binding protein CML15. The record is from RefSeq and is a predicted model, not a curated record. Bases 1 to 486 code for a protein of 161 amino acids. NCBI's taxonomy places the organism in Eukaryota, Viridiplantae, Streptophyta, Magnoliopsida, Asterales, Asteraceae. The transcript has a single exon. Gene Ontology annotation, molecular function: calcium ion binding; enzyme regulator activity.
AUGUCAGGAUUGCCGGAGGACCAACUCCAACAGCUCCGGGAAAUAUUCGCCAGAUUCGACCUCGAUAAAGACGGGUCUCUGACCCACCUGGAGGUGGCGGCCCUCCUCCGGUCUCUUGGCCUCAAACCCACCGGAGAGCAGAUCCAUAAACUCUUCAAAAACAUGGAUUCCGAUGGAAGUGGGACCGUAGAGUUUGACGAAUUGGUGAACGCCAUGUCGUCGCAGAUGAUGAGUGAAGAUAUUUUAAUCAACCAACAUCAGCUUCUAGAGAUAUUCCAGUCGUUUGAUAGGGAUGGAAGUGGGUUCAUCACGCCGGCUGAGUUAGCCAAAUCCAUGACCAAGAUGGGUCAGCCCUUGACGUACCGUGAACUCUCUGAAAUGGUUCGAAACGCCGAUACAGACGGCGAUGGUGUCAUUAGUUUUAAGGAAUUCCAAGGAAUAAUGGCCAAAUCUGCGGCCGAUUCAUUUGGGUUCUCGGUGUCGUAA